Molecule: messenger RNA, 3232 nt
Organism: Acipenser ruthenus (sterlet)
Lineage: Eukaryota; Metazoa; Chordata; Actinopteri; Acipenseriformes; Acipenseridae
Product: N-acylneuraminate cytidylyltransferase-like
Exons: 8
Coding region: 139-1536 (465 amino acids)
Molecular function (GO): N-acylneuraminate cytidylyltransferase activity; hydrolase activity, acting on ester bonds
Source: RefSeq, a predicted model, not a curated record
CAAUCCCAGAAUCCCAGUGCAGAGCCACACCAGGAAGUUACACAGUAAUGCACGCUAGUUCUGUUACAGUACCCUGUAAUUCAGUUAUAGGAUAGGCGUGUGGCUUGGACUAGGGUGUCUUUGUAAGCAAAUAAAUAAAUGGAUGAAACAACAGUAUCGGAGUCUGGAGAUCCCGGUAUGAGCACUACCCGCGACAGCAGUGAAUGGCGUUUCAAUAGCUCAAACACUGGAAAGAGAAAGAUGAACGCCACUGCUUCGGGUUCCAAUGAGAACGCCAGCGCCUCGGGCAGGAAACGAAAAAUGACUGUUUCUGACAAGGAGUCGGGCAAAAAGCCGCACCUGUCAGCAUUGAUCCUGGCGAGGGGCGGCAGCAAAGGCAUCCCCUUGAAAAACAUCAAGGUGCUGGCGGGGGUGCCGCUGAUCGGAUGGGUGCUCAGGGCUGCGUUUGAUUCCGGGGUAUUCGACAGCGUGUGGGUCUCAACAGACCAUUCUAAAAUUGCAGAGGUGGCUGAAGAGUUCGGUGCUCAGGUCCAUCGCAGGAGCCCGAAAGUUUCAACAGACUCCUCGUCUUCCUUAGAUGCCAUCCAGGAGUUUCUGAGGCUGCACAAAGAGGUUGAUAUCAUUGGAAACAUUCAAGCCACCUCCCCGUGCCUCCACCCCAUCCACCUGCAGGAUGCGACGAGGAAGAUCCGGGAGGACGGCUGCGACUCCGUCUUCUCUGUCGUGAGGCGCCACCAUUUCCGCUGGCAGGAGGUCAAGACAGGAGGUGUGGAUACCAAACCCCUGAACCUGGACCCUGCCAACAGACCUCGCAGACAGGACUGGGAUGGGGAGCUCUGUGAGAAUGGCUCCUUCUACUUUGCAUCAAGAGAGUUGAUAGAGAAAGGAUAUUUACAGGGUGGUAAAAUGGCCUACUACGAGAUGCUUCCUGAAUUCAGUGUAGAUAUUGAUAUAGACAUCGACUGGCCAGUCGCGGAGCAGAGAGUACUCAGGUUUGGAUACUUUGGGAAGGACCAGCUGGAGCAGGUGAAGCUGCUUGUGUGCAAUAUUGAUGGGUGCCUGACCGACGGGCAGGUGUAUCUGUCUGCUGGGGGAGAGGAGCUGGUGUCCUGGAACAUCAGAGACACCACGGGGAUCUCCACGAUCCAGGAGCAGGGAGUGGAGGUCUGUCUCAUCUCAUCCAGAGACUGCUCUAUACACAAACUGCUAGCCAAAAAGAUUGGCUGCCAAUUAGAACAGAAUGCAGCAAACAAGCUGGAAGUUCUGGAGCUUUGGAAAAGGAAAAAGAAACUGUCAUGGGAGCAAGUGGCUUAUAUUGGUAAUGAUGAAAGUGACGUGGAGUGCCUGAAGAAGGCUGGGGUGAGUGGGGUCCCCCACGAUGCCUCCUCGGACGCCGUGAAAGCCGCGGGGUACACCUGCAGGAACAGCGCUGGACGUGGGGCGGUGCGCGAGUUCGCUGACCACAUCCUGCUGCUCGGUGAACAGGCCAGGGCUAAGAGCCAGCAGAAAAAAACACUGAAGAGCGUGUGUAGCUAACAAAUGAACAACGACAUAAAUCUUACCUGUUGCACACUACCAGUUUUGAAUGAAACAGACGUCUUCGCGAGCAUGUAUUUUAAUUUUAAAACUUUCCGUUUUAACCAGGUGAAGGAAAUCUGUUUGCAAGCCUUGCUUUAGAUAGUUUUGCACUUCCUUCAAAUCUCCCCCACCCCUUCAAUCCCUCCUUUCCUGUCAUUAACUGAACAGCUGCUUCCCCUGUUCAUUGACAUGCUUUGCAGUCAGCUUUGACCCAGAAGGCACAGCUGUGUUUAAAUGACCUAGGAAGUGAAUCUGUAACAGAUUUCCUUGAAAGUGCGGCAAAAAAACUGCGAAUUUAGUUGAACAGCUUUACCGCAUGUUUGAGACCUGUGUAAGGACUGGAAGUACGUGACAGGUAAGAUUUAUGAAAUCAUUUGGUAAACUACAACCUCUUUCAGGCAUGAACAGACCAACAGACCUCGAUUUAGGUUUGUCUUUCCCUUCUUUAGCAGUGUCCGUCUUGUUUGGUCUAGGGCAUGUGCUGCAGAUUCCUCCUGUUCCAAAUUCAAAAUGACAAAUUUGAUUGCAGUCGUAUGAAAUAAGAAGAUUACGAAGGGCUCUCCUAAUGUAGUGGAUGAGGAAAGCAGCUCAGACGCUGACCAGCGUGUGUGUAAAGGGUAACAUUGGGGCAUGUUACUUUGUUAGAUUAUUCUCAGUUGGUUUAUAAAUAGGCUUAAACAAGCAGUGUGUGUCUCCAGUCUGUUCAGCUCACACAAUCAUGCCUGAUGCAUCUGCCUGGUAACGCUAUCCGUGGGGAAAAUGCUGCCGACACAGGGAUAUUUUACAAACAGCUGCUUCUACUACAGCAACAAAAUAAUAAUGUGAUUCAAACGGCAGCUGAGCAGAACUUCAAAUAACGGGUCAAUCGAACGCUAGUUCUUUAAAAAAAAAAAAAAAGUUUGUAAGUGUAUUCAUCCCUAGAUUUAUACCCUGAACCAUAUUAUGUAAGCAAAGCUGUAAGCAAAGCUGUGUUUUAUUCCAGUACAGAAAUGGUGCCUGUACAUCAAGCGGUUUCCUGUGUGUUAUUAUAUACAUUGCCUGCCACUAGUAAAAUAUUCUGGUCACUUCAUACAGUUUUGUUAAGAAUCUAAGCUAUUGAAAUCCAAAAUGCUGAUGCAGACUGCCUGACAGUCUUUUUGAUUUACAUUUGCUUUGUAUUUUAUCUAGAGAGUCCCGUAUGUAAUUGUGAUGGAACCUGGUUAUGAAUGAUCAGGUUAGAUAUGUGGGAAUCUGCUUUUAAUGAUACCGAUGGCUCUAAUUUUCUAUGUCACUUGCAUGUAUGUUUGUGUUGCAAUAGCAAACAUGCUUACAUUUCUAGUAAGUCGAUCAGCUAGUGCCUGGUGUGAUACUGUAAUAAUUACUUGUAAAAAUAAUAUUAAUAAUAAUAAUAAUGGAGCUCUCGAUUUUGAGAAUCUAGUUAAAUGAUUUCAUUUGAAUAGUGGAUGACUUUCUACAAUAGGGUGAGAGGUGUUGCAUGGGGUUUGUGCAUCACAGUGUGGUAUGGAGAAUUAAAACUUAAAAAGUUGAUUAGUGAAGUUUUCUUUCUUUUUUUUUUUUUUUUAAGGACAAUAAAGAAUUCCUUGCCAUGUAUUAAAUACAGGUUUAAUAUAAUGAUUCUGAUAAUGAAGGGUUGUUUAAUAAAUGGGUCAUGACA